Molecule: messenger RNA, 8169 nt
Organism: Paramecium tetraurelia
Lineage: Eukaryota; Ciliophora; Oligohymenophorea; Peniculida; Parameciidae
Exons: 5
Source: RefSeq, a predicted model, not a curated record
AUGAUUAAGGUGAUAAUUUUUAUCGUUCUUUUUUACGAGCAGGUUCUUCUGCCAUGUAAAUGCAAAUAUUUAGUUUUAACGGAUCUAACAAACGAAAGUACUGUAAGUUUAUGGUCCGACGAAACCUUAAGUCUCCCUUUAUCUUUUUGUACAAAUGAAUUAUCAGAAAACUACAUAGGCAUAGAUACAAAUAUAAAUUAAAUAUAUUGGAAGAGAACAUUUUCUCUACCCAAAACUAGCAGACUUUAUGUUUACUUCGAGGCUUCCUUAUCUGGCAAUUGGAAUAAUGAUGAACUACAGAUAUAUGCAAAUGAUUAAAAGGUCUACUCUUAAAAAUACACUUUAACAGAUUCCAAUAGGGAUUGUCAUCAGAGAUUUCUUUAUGAAAUCCAAGGAUAUUUUGUAAUAAAUAUGAGAUUCGAUUCUCUAAAAUUUGAAUUAAAAGUCAGUAAUACAAACUUGGGUAUUUAUAUAAAGAAUUUGGUCUUGCUUUAGUAAUAAUAAAGGGGGAGAAAUGAAAUUCUUCCAUUUAUUGAUUACAUUCCCGCAUGUAAUCCAAAUUUUUAUUUUUCUCAAUAUUAUUGCAAGUGCUCCGACAAUUUAGUAUAUUAAUCCAACUUGUGUUUAGCUGCCUGCAGUUAAAAUUAUUUGUAUGACUCAACUGAAAAAUAAUGUCUUGCAAAAGACUAUUGUACUUCUUGUGUUGGAACUCAAACAUCAUUAACAUGUGAUGCAGGGUAUUAUAAAUAUUCAGGAACUGAUAUUUCUGAUUAAAAUUGUGUUAAGAGAUGCCCAAAUGGUUAUUAUCAAGAUGAAACUACGAAGACUUGUACUGACAUGAAAUCUUAUCUUUAGACAAAUCAAAAUGGAGGAGAAUAAAUAAGUCAUUAUUACUUUUUUACUACACUAGCAGAAUUCAUGCAUUUUUAUGCAUACAAUGAUUUUAUCGCAACAGUUGUUUCUAUUCCAGAAAAAACCAAAGAAAGAGGCUAUUUCUAUUAUAGUAAUAGAUUUUAUGUGGGUUCAUUUGAUUCAUUUUAAUCCCAAAAGGUGCUGAUCACAAAAAAUAUUCAGAAUUCUCAACAUAAACUGCGAUUUAGAGCUGUUGCCCAUUUUAUUGAUUUCAAUCCUACUAAAUUUGAUGUCACAAUCAAUGGUGUAAAAUAAACAGCAGCUACUUUACAAGUUAAUACUAUUAAUAUUUUAUAAUCAUCGAAUUCAGAUUAUAUAGCUUAUCUAGAUUAUACGUGGGUUAGAACAGAAUAGUAUCCAUUAACUUAAGACAAUAUUCUUUUUGAAAUCGAAUAACCAUCUCAAGGAGGAAAAUAUAUUGGAGUUUUCUUUUUGGAUGAUAUUCAUCUCUAUUAAUUUCAAUGUUAAACUGGAUGCAAUAGUUGCUAUAAUUAUGCUUAUUGUACUCCUUGUCUUAACCCAGCUAAUAAAAAUCCUGCUGACUGUACAUGUUUAACAGGAUAUGUUAUGUAGAAUAGCUAAUGCAUAGCUUGUCCAACUUAUUGCACUACUUGCGUUUCUGCUGGAGUCUGUGUAGAUUGUGUUGCAUCAACCAAAAGAAUCAAUUCUCCUAAUUGUGAUCAAUGUCCUGUUAAUUAUUAUCUAGAUGCAGGAAUGACGAAUUGUUAACCUUGUUAAACUGGAUGCUAUUCAUGUACUGUUGGUUCUGCAUGUAUUUAAUGUGCCCCUGGAUACUUUAGAAAUUAAGCAAACUAAUGUAUAACUUAAUGUCCAGAUGGUUAGUUCAAUGAUUCUAGUAAUGUAAAUGAUCCAAAAUGUAGUAUUUGUAACAAUAAUUGUUUGAAAUGUUAAACAUUGGCUACGACAUGUACUGCAUGUAAAGGAUUGGCUACUCUUGUUUCUGGUUAAUGCUAUUUGUGUUCCGAAGGUCAAUAUUUAUCAGGAACUAAUUGUGUUAAUUGUAUAAGUGGAUGCUAAACUUGCUCAUCUGUCACAUGCACAACAUGUUAGGAUUCUUUUUAUUACAAAUCUUCCACCAAUGAAUGUAUAUCCGUUUGUGAUCCAGGAUUUUUUGGAAAUAUAACAACUAAAACAUGUGAUUAAUGCAAUUCAAAUUGUUUAACAUGUGUAGCUGAUACAAAUAAGGACUGUCUCACUUGUCCAGCAGGCAAAGUGCUUAAUAUCCAAAAUGUCAUAAGCGGAGAAUGUUAAACAAACUGCUUAACAGGGUUCUACAAGGUAGAUGAUGGCUGUUCAAAAUGUUGGAAAGGUUGCUAAGCUUGUAUGGAUUCAACUCAAGCCUGUUUGACUUGUGCAAGCAAAUUUUAUAGAUUGAAGACAGAUGGUUGGUGCUAUGAAACUUGUCCUAAUGGAUAUUAUAAUAAUUAAAUAGGUUACUUGUGUUCUCCUUGUAAUUCCUUAUGUAAGACCUGCUAUGGAUUUUCAGAAUUAACUUGUUUAUCAUGUAAUGCUCCUUUGGCAUACUUUUAAAACUAGUGUUUAGUCGAAUGUUAUGAUGGUUAUGGAAGCAUCUCCAACAUUUGUCAACCAUGUGCAGCCAAUUGUAAGAAAUGCUUUGGUACAUAACCCAACGAAUGCCUUGAAUGUAUGACUGGUUUUUAUACUCUAAAUAAUCAAUGCUAUGUGAAAUGUCCAAAAUCAUUUGUUGGCAUCAGACCUCAAUAUGUUUGUAAAUGUAUUUAUGACAAUUGUAUAACUUGCACCUCCUCUUAAUAUUUCCUGGAUAAUACAUGUUAUAAUAUAUGUCCAAUUGGCUAUUUUGGAUAUAAUGGUUUGUGUAUUAAAUGCGAUGUUACUUGUGGAACUUGCUUUGGAGAGGGAGUAGACGAAUGUUCUUCUUGUAAUACUGGACUAAUUCUAUACUAAAAUACUUGUAUAACGGAUUGUUUAGGGAAACUGUAUCAAGAUGUAUUAGCUAAUGAGUGUAAACCAUGUCAUAUUGAAUGUGAAGCAUGUACAGGACCUAAUAAUAAUGAAUGCACUGCUUGUCCAAAUGAAAAAUUGUUGACGAUAAUAAAUACAUGUAGUGAUACAUGCACUGAUGGUUCAUAUUCUGUAUUAAGUGAAAAAAGGUGUUAUCCCUGCCAUGCAACUUGUAAAACAUGUUUUGGACCGGCUGACGAAAACUGUUUAUCAUGCACCAAUUUAUAUUAAGCCAACCAAUGUGUAAACACAUGUACCCCUGGAUUUACAAUCAAUGCUACUGGAACUGCAUGUGAUUCCGACUUUCCUCUGGUGAUAGGAAGUUGCUCAUAUUAGUGUAAGACUUGUGAAUUAGCUCCAAGAUUUUGUAAAUAAUGUGCAGGAAAUCGUAGUCCCAAUCCUCCUAAUUGUGAUUGUGAAGCUGGCUAUUUUGAUGAUGGAAGCAGUUCAAAUUGUCCGAAGUGUGCUAAUAAAUGUUUGACUUGCAAAGGAUUAGCAGAUCUUUGUGUCAAAUGUAAAGGAGAUAGAUUAUUGCCAACUUGUACUUGUCCAGAUUAUUUUUAUGAUGACGGAGAAUCAGUCAAUUGUGUUAAAUGUCAAGAUAAUUGUAAGACUUGUGAUGCUAAUGGAUGUACAUCUUGUUUAGGAGAUAGAAUUAAUAAUCCCAGUUGUGUAUGUCCUGAUGGGUAUUUCGAUUCAUAUCAAAUGUAUUGUUCUCAAUGUGCAAAAAAAUGUGUAACCUGCACUGGAUCAGCAGAGUUAUGUGAUGUUUGUUCAGGAAUUAGAGUUAGUAAGCCAAUAUGUGGAUGUCCAGAAGGCUUUUUUGAAAAUUCUGAUUAAGAAUGUCAACAAUGCGACUCUACCUGUAAGGAUUGUAACUAAUAUGGAUGUUUAUCUUGCUUUGGUAAUAGAAUAGGUCCUAUAAAUGGAGAGUGUAAGUGUGAUUAGAAAGGAAUCAGUAGAUUUAGUGUAGGAUCUGUAUAUUGCACUGAUUGCUCGUUAGGAGUACCUUAUUUUGGAUUGAAUGAAGAAUUUAAUGGAUUUAAUAUUGAUUUUGGAGGAUCGAUUAUUUAUUUGGAUUAAGGAACUACAAAUUUGUGUGAAGCAUUCUUUGAAACAGAUACUCUUUCUAAAUUAGGAACAGAACCUGUAUGUAAUUCUGAUUUCUCAAUUAUUUUUGGUUAAAAUCCAACUAUCAAAGUAGGUGAUUCUAUUAAGUUAAAAUUAUCUUUUAUUUUAACAGGUUGUAGCUAUCAAUUCUUAUAAAUUCUUCAUAUGCCUCUCUCUAUUCCCUCCACUAUUGAUUUAGAGACUCAUAAGCCAAGUAUCAAAUUUAAUGAUUUGAGUACUUCAAAUAUUUGUUCAGACUUAACAAUUAGAUUUGAAGAACUAUAUUAUAACGGAAGGUAAAAAUUCAAAAUUAUUUCAUGGAAUCAAUACAUCCCUUCCACAAUUGACCAUUAAAUCUAAACUUUAUUAAGUGCUAAUACUUUGAAUCAUAGUGACACUCUAACAUUUCCUCCAAAACUCUUUCAAUCAAAUACUAGAUAUAAAUUUGGUGUCACUGUUGAAAGCUUUGCUAAAUUAUAGAACAUAAACUAUUUCUAAUUUGAAGCCAAUUAAUAAUCAAAAAUCAAUUUUUAUCCGAUCUCAAAUAAUGACUAAUUUCAUAGGUAUGAUUAAAUCUCAAUCUAAUCUUAAAUAUCUUAUUCAAAUUGCAUAGAGAAAGUGUAUCCAAAAUAAACUUUAUUUUAUGAAAUUAAAUUGAAAAAUACAAAAGCUCAAUUAUUAAAUGGAACUUUGACAGAGAAUUUAGAAGAUGGAUUUGUUUUAGAUAUUCCUCUUGAUUUCAAUCAGUAUUACUUCAAUUUUUCUAAUCCAUAUAUAUUAAUUUUUAACACCAAACUAACUAGACCUGAUUAUACUGUUAGCACAUCGCAACACUUUGAAAUUUAUAUAGUGCCAUCGAAUCCAGUCCUUACAAUUGCAGGUGGGAAUAGAAUGAUUGGAUAUACAGAUGAUCUAUUUUUAAAUACAACAAUUACAGAUCAAGAUUUAACUCAAUUAGAAGCAUCUAGAGUCAUUUAUGAAUGCAAUUGGAGUUGCUAAGAUAUAGUGAAUGGAUCUGCAUGUUAGGAUUAAUAAAAUUAAACGAUUCUAUUUGACAAAAGUUGUAAUCAAUAUUUACCACCUCGUACAUUUGCUCCUUAUCAAGUGUUUAAUUUCGAAGUAGCAAUUGUAAAAGAAGAGAUUAUUCAUUCUACCAAAAUAUCCAUUCAGUUAAUUGAAAUAGAUUUACCAGCCUUAACAGUUCUAGGAGUAAAUGCAUUAGAAACUCAUAAUUAUUAUGAUGAAUUCAUCUAUUAAUUAGUAUAUCCAGGAAUAAAUCCUGAUGUAUUAAUGUAUGCUGGAGCAGUCAUCUAUGAUUAAGUUGUUUAAGCUACCUUCCAAUUUUAUUAUUUAGAAUUUAAAUUUAAAGUCCAAGACUACUUUACGAACUUCUAGGAUUCCUUAGGCAAUGGUCUCAAAUUAAGACUUUCAAUUUAUGACCCUCGUUUCAUUAUGCCAUCCUUAAGCACUCAAAUGUUAACUAUGAACAUUCCUCCUUAGAAUUGUGGAUUGGAAAUGAAAUACAAUGAAGGAUUUGUUGAAUUCAUUGAAGCACUAGAUGUUUCAGUUGUUAAUUGUACUGAUGCUGAUGCACCUCUUUUGUAUAGUGUUUGGAUAUUUCCUAAUGAAUCAAUUUAUCAGUCUGACCUAGUCCAAUCUAAAUUCUACAAUUAUAUGUUGCUAGAGCCAUUUCAGAAAACAAAUUCAUUUAAGUUAUACUUACCAUAUUUUAAUGAAAAGUAGUCUCUUCUUGUAUUCAAAAUAUAAGAUUCAUUUGGAGGUGUAAUUAAUAUCACUUAGACCUUUGAUAUUAAAUAAUAUUUAUAGAUUGAUGAAACUACAUUUACAAAUUAUGAGAAGUAAAUUGAGACCUUAGACUAGCAGUUAAUUGGAUAUAAUUUAAUCACCGAGAGAUUAAAAAUAGUAAAUGGAUCAUAAGAAUACAAAGAACAAUUAUUCUACAAAUUGAUUACUUUUGAUUAAAAUUAAACAUUUUUAAGCAACUAAACGGAAAGUCUAUAUAGAUCAAUUUCUAAAUUAUUGAGUUAAAAUGUAACGCUAUUAAAAUCAAAUGAAUCAAUGUUACUCAAUUAAUUGAAUUAUAGAAUCAAUUUAGCAUAUGCUUAAUUGACAAUAUUUUAUAGUUUGCAGAGGUAAAAUAAAUUGAAUUCUACCUAAAACAUUGAAAAAACCACUUAUAUUUCACAAUACUAUACAUUCUCAGAUAUUCUGUCCUCAUGUCUCAAUUAUAGAGUCUCAUAGAACUUAACAUCAACCGAUAUCUAAAAUCAACUAUAAGAAAUGCAAUCACAAUUAUAAGCUAUUAGUGUAGCUAAUGAGCCACUUUACAAGGUUUAAUCAAACUCUGUAAAUUUGAAUUUUGGUUAUCUUACGACCAAAAUGGCAGGAGAAGUAACAGGUUCAAAAUCAAUCACUAAAAGCAGAUUAUUGGAAGAAGAAGCCAGUGAAUCAAAUACUGAUUUAAAUACUUCAACCAAUUUCUUCAAAUUUUCAAUGACUAGAUUUAUUGAUAACCCAUUUUAUGCUGAUAAGAAUUUUCCCAAGAAUAGUAGUGGAUAUCAAGCUAUUGAUCCAAAAUUAAUUGCUGAUGCCAAAUCCAAUAUUAGUAAGGCAAAUUCUCAAAUGAAAUACAAGUUUCCAACUCCCAAAAAAUUAGAAAAUAAUACUUAAAUUAAAUGUAUAACUGAAGUUGAAAGUGGAGAAUGGAAUGCUGAUGUUUGUAGUACAACGGAAGCUGAUGGAGAGGCGACUUGUUAAUGUGAAUCUCUAAAUCCAACUUCUGUGAUGGAAUCAUUGAAUUUUAUUGCUGAUAAAGCUGCACAAGUAUUUUCCUUGGAUACUCUAUUGGCCUUCGGAUCAUUCCCAUUUUAUAAGACAGUUGUCUUUUACUUCUAUCUAUUAAUCACAGGUGUCUACAUAGCUGUGGUCUACUGGGGAGUUAAAGUUGAUAAUGCUAUGUUUACAAGAAUUCAUGCUGAACAAGAAUUAGCAGAGUAAAAACUGAAAGAAGAAUAAUUGAAAUUGGAGAAUAUUGAGUAAGACCUUGAAAACAAAGGGGAAAAUAAAGAAAUUACAGAGAACAAAUAAGAGUCUCAUUCUUUCAGGCAGCUUGAAGAAGUGAAAGAGCAUGAUACACCAUAGGUUGAAGUCCUACCAACUUUAGAAAAGAAUAUCUUUAAAAAUCCAAAAUCAUUUGAUAGAGUAAUACUUGAGAACAAAAUCUCGAUUGUUAAUUCUCCAUAAGAACUACUAAUUAAUUAAACUCCAGAAUCUAAACUUGAUAUCAACUUAGUUAUCAACCAUGGAAUGCCUAACGGAUAAGGAUCUGAUCUCCUAUUGUUAAGGCAAACAUCUUUAAAAAUUGACAAUGGACUUCAUACCUUAGACAAUAUUAAAAACGAAGAAGCUUAAGAAAAGUAAGAAAAAUAGGAAUAGGAUAAGAAAAAGGAAACAGAAGGGAAUGAAGAGUAGAAGUAAAAACCAAAAGGAUUAAAGGAUUUGAUGAUUAAGAAUUCCAUCUCUAGAAUUAAAGCCUACAUUGAGUACCUUAAGUUUUUCCAUUAGAUAUUACAGAUCAUAUAUAAAUCAGAUCAAAAGAAACCUCGAGGUUUGAGAGCUUCAAUUGUUUACACUAGCAUUUUGGGUAGUUUGGCUGUGUUAUUUGUAUUUAAUCAGCCAAAUAAUCUUAGCUUUACUGUUGGUUUAGCAUUAAUAACUGCCCCAGUUAAUAAGGUCUAUUAGAUUAUUUUAGAAAAAACAUUAUCUCAUAAAAAGAAGGUAGUCAGAUCCUUUGGUGCAAUUCUAAUGAUAGUAAGUGCCGGUCUCAUUUCUUAUGUUAUGUUGGCAGGAUUAGUAAUGAUGGAUUCAGUGGAAACUGCAAACCAAUGGAGUUUUAUUUUUGUAGGAACAUUCACUCUGGAUAACCUCUUUUAUUGUCCAAUUUCAUUAAUUUUCCAAUAUUUUGUUCAUAUGGAAUUCAUUAAGCUACCAAUUUUCUAAAAAUUACUCGAUAAGAUACUUGAUUAAAAGGCCAAGGAAUUUUUAUAUGGUUUAAUUGAUAAUAUAGGAGGAGAAGAAUGAUAAAUAUUUUAUUCAAUAUGAUUAUUAAAACACAUCUUUAAA